Oldenlandia corymbosa var. corymbosa is the source of this 5354-nucleotide messenger RNA. The record is from the annotation of a GenBank genome assembly. NCBI's taxonomy places the organism in Eukaryota, Viridiplantae, Streptophyta, Magnoliopsida, Gentianales, Rubiaceae.
AAAACACUAACAGCAGCCAAGUUUAAUUGUUUUAAAUUUUAUUUCACUAAACUAUGAAAAAAUGUUAAAGAGAAAUGAUUGAUUUUAAUUACAGAGAUUACAAUCUGAAAAAAAAAAAAACAACUGUUACAACAAUUCAAUGUAAGUUGAAACUUCAUCGAAUCUAGAAAAAUGCUUUAAUACUUUCUAGUGCCGGUACAAAGCUCGUGUAGAGCGAUAUUCUGAUAUCGGCACAACCCUAGAUCGAUAUUCAGUUCUCUCAUGCCGAUGACGAUCAGGUUCUUCUGCAAUAUACAUGGGAUCAUCCCGAUACAAUUGGGAUUCUCUGCUGCUGUAGAGGUAAGAAUCGCGUGCUGGUACAAUGUCAUUGUGACGCCUCAAAUCCAAACUUGUUGGCCGAAAAUCACGAUGUUCUGGUACUUCAUCCUGCCUGUAAGCAUCAUAGCGAUCCAAAAUGGUCCCCUGCCUAUACAGAUCACGGUAGUCUGACAGUGGCCUGUAAUCCCUACUCGCCAAGGGUGACAACGGCCUGUGCCGGUAAGCAUCCCGAGGCACCAAGGGAGAUAGUGAACGCUGCCUAUAACCAUCGUGAGUUGCCAAGAGUGGUUGUCGGUAUGAAUCACGACGCUCCACCAAUAUGUUUUGUCGGUAGGCAUCCCUUUCCAAGGGCCUGUCGUAGGUGUAUCUAGGAGCAUUGAUCAGUUGAGGAACAGGAUCAACUACAAAAGGUCUAUCUAUUGGAGAUGCAGCUCUGUUCCUUGAACGGAUAUGGUAAUAAUCAUGACGCCGAUAACUAUCAUCUGAGGCAAUGUGCCUACCUCCCUCUAAAACAUGAGUCCUGGAUCUAUCUCGGCGCCCAACUUCAUUUACAACCUGAACUCUAGACCGAUCUCGAUGCACAGAGGAUCUAUGGGCCUUUGCCCUGCGGAUUCUUUCCAACCUCUUAGGUUUGGGGCCUUUGCUGGAAACACUGAAAAGCUUGCACAAAUUCUUCACCUGUUAUAGGAUAAAGUGACAAUGAUCUCACCAUAUUUUUCAUGCUAAAUGAUAGUGAAAAACUCAAAACUCAAUUAUACAUAUAUAACAGGCAUAUUAAGAGGAAUUAAAAGUCAAUCAAGGUAAUAACAUUAAAGAUUAAGUUCAAUUCCAAGUAAUAUAAGUUCCGAUACCUAACACGGCUAGGCAACUUCUACCUACAAGCUAGCAAUCUAUUACUUUUCCUUUUCCAAGUGAAACUUAAAUUCUGAAAACCUAUCUUCUAUCUUAAAACUUCUUGUCUCUCUUUAGGAUAGGCAUCAUGAUACCGCCAAAACAUUAUCGGCAGGGUUCUACAAAAUAUAGGCUGUCAACCAAAAAGAAAGCUGCAAAAUACCUGCUCAUGAUUCAAAUGGCAGUCAAAUUUCUUCUUUGUGAAGUAAUUAUCUUUGAUAACCUUCCUAAAUUUCUCCUCUGCCAAUGGUAUGCAAUCCUCCAGAACAGUAAAGCGUACCUAAAACACAAAAUUCAAACGUGUUCACACAGGAUUAAGCCCUAGGAAUAAAUAAUUAUGAAAUAACAAAACAAAAAGCAUACUUGCCAAAACACCCAUAAAAAUACAAUCAUCUCAAAAACAAUAAGCAAACCUGAGAUGGAAAUUUUGAAUUAAAUGCGUUAGGUUCAAUGUUAUAACCCCCACGCCCAGCAGCUUUAUAGAUUCCAUAGAGCAAUUUCAGAUCAACAUCAUAUAAAAACAGCCUCAUGCCUCUAUAAAUUUUUUCAACAAGAUCCCGUUUGCCAGCAGGUAGACCAAGAACCUUGUAGCGAUAACAAUCAUUUUUGGUCUCAGAGCUGCACAUAAAAAUCAUUCCCAUGCUCUCAGCUCUCUUAGGAAAAUCAUUCUUCACACGCCUCGAAUUUACUUUAUCCUUCUUGUUUGUGUCCCUUUUUCUCAAUCUCCUGGUGUUCUUCUUUGAACUUCCUUCACCUUUUCCACCAACCUUUUUCUUUCCAUGUCCUUUUUCUCCGUUCACAGGAUCAUUCUUAUUAUCUGUUUCUAACAUACAUUUAUCAUCAGAAACAACUAUGUCCGAAUCAUUUCUCACAACCUUCUCAAUUACCUUUUUCUUCUUCAUCAUCCUAUUCCCAAGCUUGGGCUCCAACUUUCCAACUCCUUUUACCUUGUUCUCUUCCUUACCACUUUCAGUUUCGAUGUUUCCAUUCGUCUUCUCCAACGAUUUCUCAUCCACAUUAUGAACUCCUUUUUCGUCAUUUUCGAUCUUCCCACUUUCGUUUCCAACAACUCCUCCUUCACUACCUCUGUUUACAGUACCUGGAUUAGUUUCCAAACCAACAUAUUCAUCUUCAUCCUCAUCCUCAUCCCCAUCCUCCUCAUCAUCAUCAUCUUCCUGCAUAAAUUCAUCCUCGUCAUCAUCCUCAUUAUCAUCUUCAUAAUCUUCCUGCAUAAAUACAUCUCCGUCAUCAUCAUCAUCAUCCAAGUCAUCAUCCCAACAAUCAUCAUCGGAAUCAUCAUCCCUAUCUCCCCCACGCCCCUCAAGUUCAUUACCAAAGUAGGUAUUCUCCUCCUUGUCUUCUCCUCCUUCACCUUUUUCUUCAGCUACUAAAACUCUCUCUUCCCCACCACCAUCAUCCGAAGCUCCAGAAUUCACAUCUUUUUCACUUAGCACUUGAUGAUCAGUCUCAAAAACUGUCUGUAGCGGAACUUCAUCCAUUGCCAAAGGCUCAUUGCCAUCCACCUCCACGUUAAUUACGGGACUAGUAUUAGUUCCAUCAAAAGCAGCAGCAACAUCCUCCGUCCGACUUAAACCUGAAUCCAAAACAUCCACCUUCUCAAUUUGGUGCAACAUUGCCAAACCUAAUUACACCAUCCCAAAAAUCACAAUCACAAAUCACAAAAUACAAUACCUAUUACAACUUACAUGCAUUGGCAGACGAACUAAAAAUUAAGUAACCCUAACUGGUGCAAGGCGCAAUAACAACACAAGGCAAAAAAAAUAAAGGAAUCCUGAACCGUAAUUAACCAAACGAACUAGCUUAAUUGGUUAAAGCAACAGAGUUUUUGAACUGCACAAACGGGAAGAAGAACCUCACCUGCCACUGUCGGCGAAUAUCCGAAGAGGAAGGAGAUGGGAUAAAAGAAUAAUAGAUCUGAUUGAUUUCAAAAAUCAAAGACACACAUACCUCCGGAUACCCUGCGGCUUAAUCCCAAAUUCUGUCUUUCGAUUUAUGAUCCAAGGAAGAAAGGGGACGCCAAUCGGUGUGACUGGAAUAAAACUAUGGCGUCAAUUCUUCAAGAAGCCGUCAAAGGGGAAAAAGAAGAGGUAAAAAAAUUGGUACUCUCUUUACCUUCCUUAUUUUGAGAUAAAAAAUAAUCUUUUACCAUUCUCCUUUUUUUCAACUUUCAGACCGUAAUUCAUGACAAAUAUAUAUAACUAUUGGCGGUAACGUCAUCCAUUCUGUCCCGCUUUCUUUUCUCUUUGCCCUAGAGAGGUACAGACCUCAAUCCCAGUUUUCUGAAUUAUUUCUGCUUAGCAUAUAGUCGCAGUACCUGUACCCGUUGAUGUCAAUUCAUGGUUUGUGUUUUUAACUAAUCGUUGCCGGAUUUUUGUCCUCCAGCUUCAUUAUGGCAAUUUCAGUCUGCUACUCAGCAAUGGCGGACUCUUCUCCGUCGUCCGCCAUUAUAACUUCAACACUAAAUCCGUGUUGCCGGUGGUUGGGUCCGGGAUAAGCUAUUACGGAAAAAAAUCAGAAGAUAUUGAUAUUGCGCUUGACAACAUGAAAGGGGAUGAGUUUUGUGAAUUAGUCCAUCAGUACAUGUCAUCAGCAACCCCAGGAUUUGCAACCAAAGGAUUUGUUGUUAUCAGUCAAAGCACUUGGAAACAGCUAGAAUGUUCUUGUUUGAUGUGUGGAUUGAUGUUGCCCACCUCAGAUCUGAAGGUUACUGUGAAAGUAGCCGUAUUCCAACAAUGGUGGAAAUUGGAACCCCAGAGGUUGAUGCAGAUCGAAGGGACUUGACCAUUAACAGUUUGUUCUAUAACAUUCAUGAUGAUUCCGUUGAAGACUUUACUGGAAGAGGAAUCGAGGUUUUGUUUUCUGGAAUAAUAGCCACUCCAUUACCUCCCAAGAAAACAUUUUUGGAUGAUCCCCUACGUGUCCUUCGUGCCAUACGCUUUGGGGCACGACUUGGUUUUAAACUAACCAAGGAGUUGAAGAUAGCUGCUUCUGACCAUGAAGUCAGAAUUUCUAUGGAAGAAAAAAUUUCCAGAGAACGCAUUGCCCGUGAAGUAGAUCUCAUUGUAUCUGGCAACGAACCAGUAAUGGCAAUGACCCUCAUUUCUGAGUUGAAGUUGUUUGGGACUGUUUUCACUCUUCCUGUGUCAUUUGAGCCUGGAAUUUCAGACGGAUAUGAGAAAAUGUGUUGAUAACAUGGACUUUCCAUGGAGACUUUUGCAAGCAAUUGACUAUUCUUUCACAGAUAAACAGCAGAGGUUGUGUCUGUAUGCUGCUUUAUUCCUUCCAUUCAGAGGGAUGGCAUACAAAGACAGUAAAACUCGGGGGUGGUCAACUACAUAUUUGGAAAUUCUCUCAAGAUGAAAUUAAGUGAGGCUGAAACUAUCGGAAAGUUGCAUAUUGCAGCUCAAAACUUUAUUCCUCUGAUAGAUUGUAACGUGGCAAUAUACUGGUUGGGUUGCUCCUUGGAGACAUGAAAGAUAACUGGCGGCUUGCAUUGGUACUGUCUAUGCUCGUAAGUACCACUGCAGAUAUUCAUUCUGCUCAACAGUUGUAUAAGGUAGUUGAAGACUAGAUUCUGAGACAAGGCUUAGAAGAAAUUUGGAAGUUAAGCCCUUGGUCAAUGGGAAACAGAUCAUGACUGUUUUGGAUCUCCGGACUGGUGGACCGCUUGUCGGGGAAUGGCAACAAAAGCUGCUUGAGUAGCAGCUUGCUCAUCCCUCUGGAACAGAAAAUGAAUGUAUGGAUUGGAUGAUUAAAGCUCUGAGCUAAACAGGCAAGGAAGGUAUUAGGACUUUAGCAUAUUUUUUCACUCUUGACUUCUUUUUGGAAGAAACCAUUUCAUGUAUAGUCUCCUUACUGGCAUUGGCAGCUUAGAUGUCUGGUUAUCUUCCCGAUGUUAGAAGAAGGCUUCAACCUUUGAUAUCUGAUCAUUUUAGACGUUCAUCGCCUCAUCUCCAUCAGUUUCGCAAAGAAAACUGUUAAAAUAAUGCGUCAAAAAAGACUACAAAAAUUGUUCAAACUCUCUAAUUAUAUACAGUAUAUAAUAAACGGAGUACAGUAUAUAGUUUGGCAUAACCAAUGAGUAAAUUUUAUGUAUGUGAAAAUGCAUAAUAAAAAAGAUUUUG